This is a messenger RNA of Ixodes scapularis (black-legged tick), 1066 nucleotides long. Its product is annotated as testis-specific serine/threonine-protein kinase 1-like. Gene Ontology annotation, cellular component: cytoplasm. The record is from RefSeq and is a predicted model, not a curated record. Gene Ontology annotation, molecular function: protein serine/threonine kinase activity; ATP binding; tau-protein kinase activity. Bases 120 to 986 code for a protein of 288 amino acids. Lineage: Eukaryota; Metazoa; Arthropoda; Arachnida; Ixodida; Ixodidae. Gene Ontology annotation, biological process: intracellular signal transduction; protein phosphorylation; microtubule cytoskeleton organization. The transcript has 4 exons.
CAUGAGUGUCUGCAGCCGCCAGCAGGUUCUUCGAACACAACGUGGUGGGCUUUCGGAUGGUCGGUGUCUGCGUGGCCUCUUGUCCCUCUCAUCUGCGGUCGCAGCAAAAGUCUUGAACCAUGAGCACUGCAGCCAGGGACCUACCCACGCGAAGCGUGUCGUCGGCCCAGUGCCUCAUCCGUGAGGGCUACACUGUGGGCAGAACCAUUGGCGAAGGCUCCUACUGCAAAGUCAGGGAGAUCUGCAAGGCGCAGGAACGGUACGCGGUCAAAAUCAUCGCCAAGAACCAGACGUCGUCGGACUUCGUGAACCGGUUCCUGCCCCGCGAGCUGGACAUCCUGCCCCGGAUCGAGCACCCGAACAUCGUCAAGGUGUACCGUAUCCUCCAAGUCCGGGAGAAGGUCUUCAUUAUCAUGGAACUCGCAGAACACGGGGACCUUCUGGACCACAUUCGAAACCACGGGCGCAUCGGCGAAGAGCGCGCUCGGCGCUACUUCGGCCAGCUGGCCAGCGCCCUCAACUACCUGCACAACAAGAACAUUGCUCACCGGGACCUCAAGUGCGAGAACGUCCUGCUCAAGGACGAAAACACGGUCAAGCUCACAGAUUUCGGCUUCAGCAGAUUCUGCCAAGACCCGAGCGGCAAGCGCGUGCUGAGCUCCACGUACUGUGGCAGCGCGGCGUACGCGUCUCCCGAAGUACUGCAGGGCAUUCCGUACAACCCCAAGAUGUACGACGUGUGGUCUCUGGGCUGUAUCCUCUUCAUCAUGGUGACCGGCACCAUGCCCUUCGACGACACCAACAUCAAGACUCAGAUCCGGCUCCAGAUGCACCGCGACGUGCGCUUCCCGUCCAACUACUCGAUCAGCUCGUCCUGCAAGAGCCUCAUCCGCCACAUGCUCGAGCCGGACAUCGUGAAGCGCGCCACGCUCAAGCAGGUGCUGCGUCAUCCGUGGCUCGAGGAGGGCGUGGCGGUCGCCUCGUGAACCGGGGCGCGGGACGCCGGCCCCUCCGAUCGGGCCUCGACUCCCUACGACCGGGUCUCGGCUCCCUCAGGCCGGGCAUC